GGGGGGGGGAGAGGAAGGGAAGAAGAGGUGGGAAAAGAUUAUGCUCUGAAUUUCCCUGUUCCUUUUCCUAUUGGUGUUCCUCUUCACCUUUCUAACUCUUCUGGUCCCAUCUAGGGCAGAGGCCACUGGCGCAGUGCCAGUGUCCUUGCCUCACAUCAGCUGUUGGCUCUGUUAAGCCCCCUUCUCCUGGGUCCUGGGCUCAAGAGGGUUGGACAUGUGUUUUUCCUGGAUAAGUCGUCUUUGGGAGAAGUUGAGGUUCCUGUUCUUCCCCUGGAAAGAUAUCCCAUUUUCUAUCCUGAUGACCUCUGGCUCCAUAGAAAAAGUGUUAAAAGAGAUGGGAGAGUCAAACAGGGUGGUAAAGGAGAAUGUGAGGGGCCAGUCAAGCAUUCUGCUUCAGAAGUCCCAGACAGCUAUACAUAAUGUCACCAGUUUCAUGGAAUCCUUCCUGCAUUUUGCUAGGAAGUUUGGGAUGGGAAAGACUGGUUCUUCACAGCCUUCUUCACUGGGGCUUCCACAAUGCUUGGAUUCAAAAGAGGCGGAGAUGCUGAGGGAUCUGUAUGUGGUGCUUUGGACAGUGAGGGAGCGGAUCCGGGAGCUAGUCCGACGGCAGGAGAGACGGAAGCGGCGGCAUUCCCGAACCCUUGUCUGUACCUCAUCACCUCAAAGCUCUAAACUGGAUGCCCGCAGUCCCCUUUAGGGGACCUACACCCUCAGGCAGCCCUUCUCCUUCUGCUCUUGUGCGGACCCCCAACUCCGGCCAGGCCCCUGGGUGAAGGAUCAGAGCAGCAGGCCGGGGUUGGGGCGUGAGCAGAGUUCUUUGAUUUUUUUUUUUUCCUCUGAUGAGGACGUCCAGGACGGGGUCUGGAGUGCCGCAGACCCUUUGGGAUGAGGGAUGGAUAGCACUUCACAAUGUUUCUUUAGAUUAAGUAGAGUCCUGAAUUAAGUGA
Messenger RNA from Phascolarctos cinereus (koala), 947 nucleotides. It is a transcript of the gene SPACDR, whose product is annotated as sperm acrosome developmental regulator. NCBI's taxonomy places the organism in Eukaryota, Metazoa, Chordata, Mammalia, Diprotodontia, Phascolarctidae. The record is from RefSeq and is a predicted model, not a curated record.